Molecule: messenger RNA, 1317 nt
Organism: Emiliania huxleyi CCMP1516
Lineage: Eukaryota; Haptophyta; Isochrysidales; Noelaerhabdaceae
Exons: 8
Coding region: 1-1317 (438 amino acids)
Biological process (GO): non-motile cilium assembly
Cellular component (GO): membrane; ciliary basal body; motile cilium
Source: RefSeq, a predicted model, not a curated record
AUGCUGCCGGCCUUUCGGCUGGAGCUCAAGACGCCAAUCCUCCCUGGCCUGGUCUGCGUGGGCAAGUUUGACGGGCAGAAGACGCCGUCGCUGGUGUGCGCGACCGCCGCGGGCAAGCUGUUCUGUCACACCCCAGGCGAGGCGCGUCCCGGCGAGGAGCUCCGCUACCUCAACAUCAACCGGAAGGUUUCGUCACUCGCCUCGGGCCGGCUCGACCCAUCGCUCGGUCGCGACAUUCUGCUUGUGGGCACGCCGACAGCGCUGCUGGCUUACGACAUUGCAGAGAACCGCGACGUCUUCUUUCGCGACGCGCCCGACGGCGCCAACGCAAUUGUGGUGGGCCAGCUCGCGGGGACUGGCGCGGCGCUCGCACUGGUCGGCGGCAACUGCUCCAUCCAGGGCUUAACCGAUGCGAGUCGACCGCGCGGCGCGCGGCUACGCGCGUGGCUCGACCGUGGCGGCGACAACUGGUGCAGGAUCGAGUUGCCGCCCAUGCACCCACAGGACUUCGACGUGCGGUGGGAGCCUCCAGUUUACGGCUCGCCGGUCCGGAUCUACCUCUCGCCCUCCACCAACGCCUCGUCGGCAGGCCCGCAGCCACCUCUCGCUAGCACCGCGUGGCCGCAGCUCCGGGUCGGCGGCGCGUCGCCGGACCAGCCGCUCUUCGUGCUCAACGCGCCGUACGGGAACCUGCGGAACCAGAUUGAGAAGGGGCAUCGCGUGGGCCGCGCAAAGUCCGGGCUCGGCUCGGGCCACAAAGUCGCCAACGCGUACUUCCACCUCCGAGCGAUCCAGUACACACCUCGCCACACACGCCGGUGCCUCGCCGCGAGGUGCCACCCGUGCCUCCAGCGCAUCGGCGUCCACGCCGCCGCCGUGUUCGAGGCGACCCCGCCGACUGCACGUGACGAUGUCGAGUACGUGCAGGGCAGCUCGCCCGGCGAGGCGGCCACGCUGCCGCAGCUGCUCCACGCCGCCGCCGCGCAGACCCGCGCCCGGGAUGGAGUGACUAAGCUGCAGCUCGGCGUGGGGAACGCCGGCUCGGGGCAGGAGGUGAACGUGGCCAGCCGGAAGGCGUGCGCUGCACCGCGCUGCCCGCGCCUCACGCACACGCAUCCGCGGGGCGUGGGCACCGACGUGUACCCCGUCAUCGCCGCGCUGCAGCGGGCCAUCUUUGAGAAUGCGAAGAACCGCAGCCGGAUGCGCGCGCGCACGCUCGCAGGGAGGCGCGACUCGCUGACACACAUGGCUGCCGCGCUUUUGGUGCAGGCGGGACGGGAUGCCGCGCAAGGCCACACAUUAGGUCUAGAGCCGUAG